AUGACCGCAGACAACGGGGCUGGUGCAAGUGAUCGGCUACAACGGAAGCGACAGUCAAGUUCAGCAAAUGAGGCAUUAAUCGUCUAUCUCACGGGCACUAGGGCAUUGGACCUAGCAGGAGGUGUGAGGCGACAAGUCUGGAAUCGCGGGGUAAUCGCGCGCCUGACCGUGGGACCAGGUGUGGACGACUUCUGGACAAGUCACAACGAUGCGGAUUGGUGGAACCGUAGCGAGACCGAUGGCGACGGUGGAGUGGGCCCUGGAACAGGGCUGGGAAGGAUCCCGGAAGUUGGGAGCCUGAACACCGCCCUUUGGACGCGGCCUGAGAGCCUCGUGGAAAAGCUGAGACCCAGAAAAGAGAAGGGUGAAGGUUCGGCGCUAGAAGCCUUCCAGAAGGCCCAAAGAAGGGAGCCAUUCGUGGUUCAUGAAUCAGCAGUUGCUGCUUUGGGGUACAUCGGGUGGGGCUUCAUGCCGCUCCUUGUGCACGACUCCAUCGAACAAUCUCAGGGUAGCCCUGGGAGGCCUGAACCGAGACAGACCAAAAAGCCGCAGAACAACGGGCGAUCUGCCUCUCGAGUGACGCUCACGGGUGGGGCUAUGCUUCAGAGGACUUGUCCAUGGCCCAGUGAUGAUCCGCAGCAGGGACCCACUCAAGGUCGUGGCUCGGUGCCAGGUGGUCUGGUCGACCUGGUGAUCACUGAGCAGUCUCUCCAGGGGACUUGCACAGUUUUGUAUAUUCGUCUCGAGGCCGAGGAUGUGGAGCUCGAGCUCACAGCGUCAUCUUUCGCCGGCUCAUCGUGGACGACGAUCCACGAGACUGCAAGCCAUGACCAGACGGGGAGACGGGAAUGA
Molecule: messenger RNA, 852 nt
Organism: Penicillium oxalicum
Lineage: Eukaryota; Fungi; Ascomycota; Eurotiomycetes; Eurotiales; Aspergillaceae
Exons: 4
Coding region: 1-852 (283 amino acids)
Source: RefSeq, a predicted model, not a curated record